AUGCCUGAUGGAACUGCUUUACCCUGUUCUGUGGAACACACCAACAGCCAGUAUCUCCUAUCUCCAGUAAAUGAACAAUAUGCGGACAUUUAUUGGGGCCUACUGGACCCAGAAACACCUGAAAAACGCGGUAUCCUUACGGCUUACCACAACUGGAAGCCCUGGAUUUCCCUCUUUGAGCCCUACGCCUCCCCUCCCGAUCCCCCUCAUGUCACCCUGUUCUAUGAUAGGCUGCAGACUGAUUGGUAUCAACAAAAUUUUCAGGAUCAGGUUGAAGGUCACAAUUGGACAAUUAGCACCCAAAACAUUUAUGUGGCACCGGAAGGUGUGGCGGCAGCUGUUGCCUUGACCUCUGAGCAGGCUCCCUGGUACAGGAUGUCAGAUGAGGCGGCACCCCAUGUUUCACUAGCUCUACACCCUAAACAUCAGGCAAAAGAACUAGGCAGUAUUGUUAAGAGGGCUCUCUUACAAACUGAUUGGGCGCCCACAGCACUCCCACAGGUUCACUAUUCUGUGCAGGCACAAACAUAUCGCAUACAGGUGUCAGGUGAAGACAAGGCCAUACUAGAACACACACAGAUUUCUAGACAUCAUGGGCGGGAACGCACAGACCACGCAGAGGCGGCAGCUCUAAUUGACGGCCUCCCUGAACAUUUAUGGGCACAAACUCCAACUGGUGUAGGAAAGGUUCAGUACAAACCAGUUACAUUCCAGGUGCAGGAGGGCUCUCCUCUCUGGAUCAGACAGUACCCACACAAAGUUCAGGAGGAAGAAGGAAUCAGGGACACUAUUGAGGGUCUUUUACAAAAGGGGGUGUUGGAACCUUCAACAUCUGCGUGGAAUACUCCUAUUUUACCUGUGGAAAAGAAAGGUACCGGUAAAUACCGCAUGGCACAUGAUUUAAGAGCAAUCAAUGACAUCCUCCGCACCCCCACCGUCCCAGUUCCUAAUCCAUAUGUGGCACUGACGACCUUAGAUCCCUCACAUGAAUGGUUCUCAUGUAUAGACUUGGCUAAUGCAUUUUUCUGUCUCCCUCUAGCAGAGGAAUGUCGAGACAUUUUUUCAUUCACAUUUGACGGCUGUCAGAUGCGAUAUACCAGACUACCACAAGGGUUCGCCCUUUCACCUGGUAUUUUUAAUCAGGUUUUGAAGGACCUUCUCAGUGACUGCCCGCUACCAGAACAGGUGAUUCUAGUUCAGUAUGUGGAUGACUUACUUGUUGCAGCCCCUACAGCAGCAUUGUGUUUAGAGGCAACAGGUACUCUUCUAAGACAUCUGGCUAGAACUGGAUUCAAGGUCAGCAAAGCAAAGCUACAGGUAGCCAGGAAACAGGUUUCGUUUUUAGGCAGACAAAUUUCACAGAAAGGAGCAGGGCUCUCUCCACAACACAAAUCAAUGAUCCUACAACAUUCCAAACCACUGAAAGUGAAAGACAUGUCUUUCCUGGGCUUGACAGGCUAUAGUAGGACUUACAUAGCUAACUACACUGGACUGACUAGACCCUUGCGUGACCUAGUCAAAGAAAAAGGUAUGCGCAACCUCUCAGCAGUAUUGGACUGGACUCAGGAAGCAGAAGAGGCGUUUAUCACACUUAAACAGGCUCUCUCUGCGGCAACUGACCUAGCUAUACCUGACUAUAGCUUACCAUUUUGUUUGGAUGUCUCUGGAACAGAACUAUGCACUAAUGGCGUCCUGUUCCAGAGAAAAGGGGGUGAGAGGGUAAUACUAAUGUACGUUAGUGUUAUGCUAGACAACAUGGAGAAACGACAUCCUCAAUGUACACAACAUGCAGCAGGAAUAGCAAAGCUCAUUCAAAAAACUGCACACAUUGUCAUGGGCCAUCAACUACACAUUCUGACCACACACAGUGUUGUAGCCUAUGUAAACUCACAGACGUUCACACUGACUGCACUAAGACAGAGACGACUGAGCAAAACCCUCGAGGCACCAAAUCUGACUUUCACACAUGAAGGCAUAAACAUGGCAGAUCAGUUGGGAACAGGGGAACCACACGAGUGUGCAGAGAGGGUUUAUAGAGAAGAAAAAGUCAGACCAGACUUACAGGCAGACCCAGUAGCAGGAGCCAGAGAUCUGUACACAGACGGAUGCUGCUUCAGGCAUGAACAGGAAGGGCUGAAAGCAGCAUACUCGGUAGUAGAAGAAAUACAGGGACAAUUGAUCACUAGGCAGGCCAAGAGGUUAGAGGGACAGCAGUCUGCACAGAGAGCGGAAGUCGUGGGAGUAAUAGCAGCACUCAAAAUGGGAAAAGGUCAGGAGGUAAACAUUUACACUGACUCAGCGUAUGCAGCAGGAGCUGUGCACGUGGAACUGAAACAAUGGUUAAGGGCAGGGUUUCUAACAGCCACAAACAAACCAAUAAAACAUGAAGCGGAAAUGAAAGAACUAGCAGAAGCACUACUACUUCCCCACAAAGUAGCUGUUAUUAAAUGCAAAGGUCAUGACAAGGGUAACACACACACGAAACGAGGAAAUGAUGCAGCAGACAAAGCAGCUAAGGAUGCAGCAGGAUAUGAGGUAAAAGCUAUUCUCAUGUCCUCAGAAAUAGAAGAAGAUGUAGACAUGACUAAAUUAAUAAAAGAACAGGCAGCAGCAUCUCCACAGGAAAAAACCUUAUGGAAAGCUAGAGGAACAACUGAAGUACAGGGCUUAUGGAGAGGGCCUUAUGGCCAACCCAUAUUGCCCCCAGGUGUCAGACAGACAGCCUUGGCGGAGGCGCAUGGAGUGGGACAUGUGGGGGUAGCUCAAAUGAUGAAAAAUCUGGAGCACUGGUGGCAUCCUUUCCUAAAAGACAUGGCCAAACAUUGGGUGGAGUCAUGUGAAUGGUGUAUAAAAUACAAUGCCAGACCAACAGUGAAACCACACCCUGGGCGCUAUCCCCUGGAGGCAAAAGCAGGGAAAGAGAUUAUCAUUGACUAUACCGAUAUGAUCACACCAGUUAGGGGGUACAGAUACAUACUGAUGUGUGUAGACGCGUACACAGGGUGGCCAGAGGCAUGGCCUACAAAGAAGGAGGAUGGGAAAUCAGUGAUAAAAUUCCUGAUUAACCAUUACAUCCCCAGGUAUGGGUUUCCAGAAAAAAUCAGAUCAGACAAUGGAACUCAUUUUAAAAACCAGGACCUACAGCAGGUAGAGGCCAUGCUAGGGUUAAAACACAACUUUGGUACUGUUUAUCAUCCUCAAUCACAGGGAAAGGUUGAAAGAAUGAAUCAAACAGUGAAAAACAAAUUGGCUAAAAUCUGUGCACAGACCAAAAUGAAUUGGCUAGAUGCGUUACCAUUAGCCUUAAUGUCCAUCAGGAGCUCUGUCAAUCAAUCAACACGGUUCACACCUCAUGAGCUCCAGACAGGGAGAGCAUUUCCGGGUCUUCAGUCUAAAUUGCCAGGGACAGGACACACCACUGACCAACAAUUGACACACAAAGAAUAUUUUAAUGAACUUCAAAGUCUUGUUACAGCCUUUGCCAAACAAGUGGUGAGUAUCAGAGGCACAGGUCAAGGAGCGCCAACUCCAGAGGCAGAGUGGGUGCUGCUGAGGGUCAUCAAAAGAAAGUGGUCAGAGCCAAGGUGGACCGGACCAUUUCAGGUGACCGAGAGGACGUCACACGCAGUCCGCCUCAAAGGAAAGGGUGAUACCUGGUUCCACUGGAGCCAGUGUGCCGCAGCAGAAGAACCCCAGCGCUCCCUAGCAGCAACUCACCAGGCGCUGAAAGAUUCGUGCACUGUACCGGCUGGUACAGAGGAAAAGUCCACCAACCAACAAGGGGCAGAAUAA
This is a messenger RNA of Centropristis striata (black sea bass), 3792 nucleotides long. Its product is annotated as endogenous retrovirus group K member 18 Pol protein. NCBI's taxonomy places the organism in Eukaryota, Metazoa, Chordata, Actinopteri, Perciformes, Serranidae. The record is from RefSeq and is a predicted model, not a curated record. The transcript has a single exon. Gene Ontology annotation, biological process: DNA integration. Gene Ontology annotation, molecular function: nucleic acid binding; RNA-DNA hybrid ribonuclease activity. The coding region runs from base 1 to 3792 and encodes 1263 amino acids.